AUGGCGCAGGAAAAGGAGCGCAGGAAGGGAGGCGCAGGUGGCAACGGGCGUACAGGUGGCAGCUGUGCAGCAGCGCGCCACCCCGGCAGCACACGGCACAUCAGCUGGGCGCAGCUCUGGCUCCUCGCGCUCGUCAUAGCAGCUGCGGUGCUCGCGGCUGCGCCACCCGUGCUAGCUGAUGUCGCGGUGCUGUCUGACAAGGUGCUGACUCAGCUGCCAAUAUGGGCACGCAACCGGACUGCUGACAUUGUCAUGGACUUCAGCAAGGCAGACCCGGACUUCAAAUUCAAGGGCCUGGGCAGCAUUAGCUACCGCGGCAAGGAAAUGAAAGUGCGCUACCACAUUGGCUACUACCACGGCAACGUGGCCAUCGUGCGCUUCGGCACCAAGUUCAUCGCCGCCGUGCGCAAGAUGCACUUUUACAAGACCCUGCGAACCGACAUCGACAACUACCCGCUCAGCACCAAGCCCAAUGAGGGGGAGAUCAGCUGGUGGGCGACCAAGCUGGCGGUGUGCAGCGUAGAUGAGGCCACGCUGCAGCCGCAGGCGUGCCAGAACUUCGACCCGCGGAACUGGCAGGAAUGCCUGUGGAACAAGGGCUUUGAGGGAACAGGUCCCGAAGACCCCCGCCUGAUUGUGUGGCCCGGCAAGGGCCUGUACAUGAUGUUCGGCUCCAAGCCGUCCGCGGUCAACCCAGAGGGCACCACGCCCGACGACACAAAGUGCGAGGGCCCCUGGGCCUUCCAGCAGUACCUCGUCCUGCUCCAGCCGCACGCUGACAAGGCGGACGCGGGUGACCCCUGGCAGCGCGGCGUCAUACGCCUGCGGUACCUCGACGGGCAGCCGCGGCCCAGCGACCCCAACUUCCUGCUCAAGGAGAAGAACUGGAACCCCUUCAUCUUCAAGGGCAAGCUCUACUUCAGCCAGCAGUUCGACCCCCACGUGGUCAUCGAGCCCCACGCCAACGGCACAUGCACCCGGGUGUUUGAGACGAGCAGCCGCGUGUUCCGCAACCUGACCACCAAGCCGCGGGGCAACACGCAGGCGGUGCUGGUGCCGGCGGGGUUCAGCGGGGAGCCAAGGGACUUCUACCUCAGCAUAGUGCACGCCGAGAUCAACCGCAGCUACCAGAACUUCUUCUACAAGAUGCAGGCGCACCCCCCGUUCCGCAUCUUCUCCGUGUCCCGCGCCAUGCCCAUCAUCAACGCGCAGCACCCCCGCAACCUGGCCUGGACCAGCGUGUCGUUCCCCAUGAGCCUGGACCUCAUCCCGGAGACCAAUCAGGUCAUGAUUGGCUACGGGUCCGGCGACAAGACCCCGCGCGUCAAGAUGAUGCCCUGGCAGGACGUGCAGGCGCUGUUCCCCAAGAACACACACGAGACGGGCGGGGCAUGGCGCUACAGGGACCGGCGGCGCGCGGCGGCGCUGAGGCGCGCGUGA
Monoraphidium neglectum is the source of this 1440-nucleotide messenger RNA. RefSeq lists its product as hypothetical. The record is from RefSeq and is a predicted model, not a curated record. NCBI's taxonomy places the organism in Eukaryota, Viridiplantae, Chlorophyta, Chlorophyceae, Sphaeropleales, Selenastraceae. Bases 1 to 1440 code for a protein of 479 amino acids. The transcript is spliced from 4 exons.